AUGGCCAACUACCUCGCCUCCAUCUUCGGAACCGAACAAGACAAGGUCAACUGCUCCUUCUACUACAAGAUCGGCGCCUGCAGACACGGCGACCGGUGCUCGCGCAAACAUGUCAAGCCGUCUUACUCCCAGACGGUCCUGAUGCCAAACAUGUACCAGAACCCCGCCUACGAUCCCAAGAGCAAAAUGAACCCGAGUCAACUGCAAAACCACUUUGAUGCAUUCUACGAGGACGUCUGGUGCGAGAUGUGCAAAUACGGCGAGUUGGAGGAAUUAGUAGUGUGCGACAACAACAACGACCAUCUGAUCGGAAACGUCUACGCCCGAUUCAAGUACGAAGAGGAUGCGCAGGCCGCCUGCGAUGCGCUCAACUCUCGAUGGUAUGCCGCGCGACCGAUAUAUUGCGAGUUAUCACCAGUCACCGAUUUCCGAGAAGCGUGCUGCAGGCUCAAUAGUGGCGAGGGCUGUGUACGCGGCGGGUUCUGCAACUUCAUCCACCGGAAAGACCCCAGCAACGAGCUCGACCGUGAGCUUCGCCUCAGCACGAAGAAGUGGUUGAAGGACCGUGGUCGCGAUGCCCGGAGCGCCAGCCGCAGUCCUAGCCCGGAGCCUACACGGCGGAGAUACUGA
Molecule: messenger RNA, 630 nt
Organism: Aspergillus mulundensis
Lineage: Eukaryota; Fungi; Ascomycota; Eurotiomycetes; Eurotiales; Aspergillaceae
Product: zinc finger CCCH domain-containing RNA-binding protein
Exons: 2
Coding region: 1-630 (209 amino acids)
Biological process (GO): mRNA splicing, via spliceosome
Cellular component (GO): U2AF complex; spliceosomal complex
Molecular function (GO): pre-mRNA 3'-splice site binding; metal ion binding
Source: RefSeq, a predicted model, not a curated record